Messenger RNA from Panicum hallii, 942 nucleotides. RefSeq names its product WAS/WASL-interacting protein family member 3-like. The record is from RefSeq and is a predicted model, not a curated record. The transcript has 2 exons. Lineage: Eukaryota; Viridiplantae; Streptophyta; Magnoliopsida; Poales; Poaceae. The coding region runs from base 1 to 942 and encodes 313 amino acids.
AUGGAAUUAUGGAACAUAGAAACCCCGGGAUUAGCCGAUGGCUGCGUAGAGGGUGCCGAGUGCCGGCAGCCUGGCCUCAGCGAUGGCGACCAGCGGCACCUUGAGGUUCUCCGGCAGCCACCACGUGAAGCCGUGCACCAGGUUCCGUUCGCCAACGUAACGUCGCCGCCACCUCCUUCAACGCGAGGGGUUGUACAUACGCCGGUCGCCGGGCACAUCCGCCGCCCGGACACGAACGGCGCCGGCAGCUGGAAGCGCGCCCCGCGCACGUACAAGCCGCCGGCGAGGAACCCCUCCGGCCGGAACGCGUCGGGCCACGACGCCGGCCGGGUCGCGCGCCACGGCCCGCACGGUUACCUCCCGCCCGCCCGGUCCAACUUGGACUUCGCACAUCUCGCAGCUCUGCUGCGCCGCAAGUCCACCGGAGCCGCGGCGUGCUGCCCCUCGCCAUUGCCGAGGUCUCCAGAUCCCCGCGUCCCCCAGAUCCGUGCGCUCACCCCGCCCGCUCCCACCUGGUUCCCACAUCUCGCGCCCGCCGGCUGCUGCGCCAUCCUCUGCGCGUGUCGGCCCCUCGCCAUCGCCGGCGGCCUCCGGAUCCGCGCCGCCCCUCGCCAUUGCCGGGGUCCCCCAGAUCCGCGCGGCCCCUCAUCAUCGCCGGUGACGCCCCCGCCAGUCUGCGGGCGUGUGCGUCUCCCCGGCGCCCUCUGCCUCCCGCUCGUCGUUCCCUCGGGGGUCUGCGCGCUCGGCCUGUCGCCGGCGCCACCCGGGGCGCCCUCCUUGGCCUCCUCUGCAUCUGUCGCCGGCGCCGGCCUCCUCCGCGCCUUCCCCGGCCUCUAUCUCCCCGCGAGCCGUGCUCCGUCGAGUUCUUGCAGUAAGUGCCCGGUACUCCUUGUUGUUAGUAUGCGAAAGGAGCUCAAUGCCCUCAUUCAGAACUGUUCUUGA